AUGAUGUUCACUGGGAGUGAUGGCUCCGCGACUCGAGGACCAGCGACAAUCAACUGCACCCUCAGCGACAGUGUGGGCAGUGCUUCGGCGAUCUGUGCUGGCCAGACCUCUCUAUCGGGACUAGGGGUAGUCACUUCAACCUCGACGGUGGCAAAUACUUAUGUCCCGGUAUCGAUCACGGCGGGAGGCGACAACUUGCUCUCUGUUGCUAUGCAGACAGCGAGCACUGGCAGCGGGGCGAGCUCGACUAGCUCCGCUGGGGGCUCCUUGAAUACUGGCGGAUGGUGGGCUGCUGGAGGUGCUGCUGGUCUGGCCGCUCUUGGUGCGUUGUGA
This is a messenger RNA of Recurvomyces mirabilis, 333 nucleotides long. RefSeq lists its product as uncharacterized. The transcript is spliced from 2 exons. The record is from RefSeq and is a predicted model, not a curated record. The coding region runs from base 1 to 333 and encodes 110 amino acids. NCBI's taxonomy places the organism in Eukaryota, Fungi, Ascomycota, Dothideomycetes, Mycosphaerellales, Teratosphaeriaceae.